This is a messenger RNA of Trifolium pratense (red clover), 1451 nucleotides long. RefSeq lists its product as uncharacterized. The transcript has 2 exons. The record is from RefSeq and is a predicted model, not a curated record. Bases 1 to 1320 code for a protein of 439 amino acids. Lineage: Eukaryota; Viridiplantae; Streptophyta; Magnoliopsida; Fabales; Fabaceae.
AUGUGCUCUGUCGUUACCUUCACUGCAGUUUCAGAUGCCUUCACUUCUGUUUCAGUACUUAGCAUUGCUCUAUCAAAGUCCUGGCCUAUUCAUCAACUGGAUGUACAGAAUGCAUUUUUACAUGGUGAUCUCCAUGAGACUGUCUACAUGCAUCAGCCAUUGGGUUUUCGAGACCCUAAUCAUCCAGAUUAUGUCUGUCGUUUGAAGAAAUCACUUUAUGGUCUCAAGCAAGCGCCCCGAGCAUGGUAUCAACGCUUUGCUGAUUAUGUCGCCACCAUUGGGUUCCACCAUAGCACAUCAGACCACUCCCUCUUCAUAUAUCGACAGAGUUUCGACAUGGCCUACAUUCUUCUAUAUGUUGAUGACAUCAUUCUUAUCACCUCUACUCAUGCCCUUCGCAAAACAAUUAUGUCACUCUUAGCAUCUGAGUUUGCAAUGAAGGAUUUGGGUCCACUAAGUUAUUUUUUGGGUAUUGCUGUCUCUCGCCAUCCUAGUGGCAUAUUCCUCAGUCAAAGCACUUAUGCCUCAGAGAUCAUAGAAGGUGCUGGCAUGACGUCUUGCAAGCCAUCAGCCACUCCUGUUGACACCAAGCAGAAACUUAGCACCUCAUCCGGCACACCUUAUGAGGAUCCUUCUCUAUAUCGAAGUCUUGCAGGGGCUUUACAAUAUCUCACAUUCACUCGACCUGACAUAUCAUAUGCGGUUCAGCAAGUUUGUCUUCACAUGCAUGCACCUCGCACAGAACACAUGCUUGCACUCAAGCGCAUCCUGCGCUAUGUUCAGGGUACACUGCAUUUUGGAUUACACUUAUCACCAUCCUCCAUUACUCAGCUUAUCUCCUACACCGACGCUGAUUGGGGUGGUUGUCCUGACACCAGACGCUCCACAUCUGGAUACUGUGUAUUUCUCGGUGACAACCUUAUUUCUUGGUCUUCCAAAAGGCAACCGACUCUCUCUCGUUCCAGUGCUGAAGCUGAAUAUAGAGGUGUUGCUAAUGUUGUCUCUGAGUCGUGUUGGAUUCGCAAUCUUCUUCUGGAGCUCCAUUUUUCGAUACCUCACGCUACUUUGGUGUAUUGUGACAAUGUUAGUGCCAUUUAUCUCUCUGGUAAUCCUGUGCAGCAUCAGCGUACCAAACAUAUUGAGAUGGACAUUCAUUUUGUUCGGGAAAAAGUAGCUCGUGGUCAGGCACGCGUUCUUCAUGUUCCCUCCCGACACCAGAUUGCAGACAUCUUCACCAAAGGACUUCCUCGCAUUCUUUUUGAUGAUUUUCGGACCAGUCUCAACGUUCGUGAACCUCCCGCUUCGACUGCGGGGGAGUGAUAGAAUAGAAUAUUUUGUCAUAAAUAAUUAUUAUUAGUCUCCUGUAAUUAAGCUGUAUCAUAAUUAGAUAGUUGUCUAAAUGAUGUAUAUAUAUAUUCUAUUCACAUGAAUGAGAACAGAUAAGCAUUCCA